AUGAGUGCUUCCAAGAUGGCCAUGUCCAACCUAGAGAAAAUACUGGAACUGGUUCCUCUUUCACCUACCAGUUUUGUCACGAAGUAUCUGCCUGCCGCGCCCGUAGGGUCUAAGGGCACUUUUGGUGGAACGCUGGUAUCACAAUCGCUGCUGGCGUCGCUGCACACCGUGCCAUUGAACUUCUUCCCCACAUCGCUACAUUCGUACUUCAUCAAGGGUGGUGAUCCGCGAACAAAGAUCACGUACCAUGUGCAGAACUUGAGAAACGGUAGAAAUUUCAUCCAUAAGCAAGUUAGUGCUUAUCAACACGACAAGUUGAUCUUUACCUCGAUGAUCUUGUUUGCCGUGCAACGGUCCAAGGAGCACGACUCCUUACAGCAUUGGGAGACCAUUCCGGACCUGCAGGGCAAGCAGCCGGACCCCCGUCGUUAUGAAGAGGCCACUUCGCUCUUCCAAAAAGAAGUCUUGGACCCACAGAAAUUGACCAGGUAUGCCUCCUUGUCCGACAGGUUCCAAGACGCAGCCUCCAUGAGCAAGUAUGUGGACGCGUUUCAGUACGGUGUUAUGGAGUACCAAUUCCCCAAGGACAUGUUCUACUCGGCAAGACACACGGAUGAACUGGAUUAUUUCGUCAAAGUGAGACCCCCCAUCACUACCGUGGAACAUGCAGGCGAUGAGUCCUCUUUGCACAAACACCAUCCAUACAGAAUCCCGAAGAGUAUUACUCCUGAGAACGAUGCUCGCUACAAUUACGUGGCCUUCGCGUACCUUUCGGAUUCGUACCUCCUGCUCACAAUUCCGUACUUCCACAACCUGCCUUUGUACUGCCACAGUUUCAGUGUCUCGCUCGACCACACAAUAUACUUUCAUCAGUUACCGCAUGUGAACAAUUGGAUCUAUCUUAAGAUUUCGAAUCCUAGGUCACACUGGGACAAGCACCUCGUGCAGGGCAAGUAUUUUGACACGCAGUCGGGACGCAUCAUGGCAAGUGUCUCUCAAGAGGGCUAUGUUGUCUACGGAUCAGAACGAGACAUCCGAGCCAAGUUCUGA
Saccharomyces paradoxus is the source of this 1050-nucleotide messenger RNA. RefSeq names its product palmitoyl-CoA hydrolase (gene TES1). The transcript has a single exon. Gene Ontology annotation, cellular component: peroxisomal matrix. The record is from RefSeq and is a predicted model, not a curated record. Bases 1 to 1050 code for a protein of 349 amino acids. Gene Ontology annotation, biological process: acyl-CoA metabolic process; fatty acid catabolic process. Lineage: Eukaryota; Fungi; Ascomycota; Saccharomycetes; Saccharomycetales; Saccharomycetaceae. Gene Ontology annotation, molecular function: fatty acyl-CoA hydrolase activity.